GGACAACACAAUCGUCUUGCUGUUGAUUGCAUUCUGCAAACCAAACAAGCAAUCGCACAGUGAUGAUGAUGCGCCUGCUUGCUGAGCGUCGAACGGCCUUGGCUGCUGCGACCGCUGCUGUGAGAGCGCGCACGCUCGCCACAGCUCUUGGUGCACCAGCAGCUAGAGGGCUACACGCUGCUGCUGCUGCUGAUCCAAGGAAGAGGAGACCAGAGGAAGGAACAGGAUGGCGACAAGCCGGCUUCGCCGAAUCAGGGUCGAGACGCCAUCUUGCGUCAACUCCUCCGCCAUCCGCCAAUCACAAGCAGCAGAAGAAGAACAAGCUCUGGCUCCUCGCUUCCACCUUUGACAAGAUCCUCGCCAGAACAAAUGCGGUACCAGACCCGGAUAUGAGGCGGCUGCUGAGCCGCACGGGUGCUGUCGCGGCUUAUGUUGGCCUGGCAGCCACCGCGCUGGGUACCAUGGGCGUGGACACGUCUGCACUGGUUGCAGGCCUCUCUGUCGGUGGUAUCACCAUCGGCUUUGCCGCACGCGACCUCGCCAGCAACUACAUCGCGGGCCUCAUGUUGGUCACAUCCAAGCCGUUUCGCAGCGGCGAUCGUGUCAUCAUCGGUAGGGACUCGGACGGCUUCAUGGGCAUCGUCACGGGCAUCGACCUGCGCUACGUGCACAUCAAGCCACUAGACCCCCAGGAUACCUCGGAGCUGCUCGUGCCAAACUCGUUUGUCUUCUCCAGCGUCAUCCGCACAUACAACCCGCGGGUGGACCCGCUCGAGGAGGACGAUGACGAGAGCACCAGCAGCAGCAGUGGCAGCAGCUGGUUUCGCCGCAAGAAACAGGGCACGGCCAACCUUGCUGGGAGCACUGCCGAGCCAUCAUUGUCGUCACCGGACACGCUAGCAGCAACAGCAGCAGUGGAAGGCGGCGCUGUGGGUGGCGACACUGCAACAAGCGACGCGGCUGUACAGCAGCGCCCACGACUGCAGGAGCACACGCCGGAGUUUGUGGACGUGAUCAACGUGGCGUACCGCGAGCUGUCUGCGCUGCGGGAGACACAGCUACGCAGCAAGUACGCGUCCCUCCUUCGCGACGUGCCUGACCCCCACUGCCAGAAGGUGCUGCUGUGGCUGGCCAGCGAGGAGUCGCUCAGCAAUGCAGGCAGGCCCGAGUGGACAGACUUUGUCGCCUCCAACGGCGGUGUCGUGCCGGACUGGCUUCCCACAGCCUUCCGCACCGCGGUCACAAAGGCCGAGUGACAUGCAUGGGUGUGAUGUGCCGUGUCGUGUGUGCUUUGCUUGCUCCCUCCAACGUCGUGUCUUGCUUGCGAUGCAUGUGUUACCUUGUCACUUUGCAAUCAGAAGACAACAUCAGGAAGGACAGCAAACUCACUGACAUUCAGC
Molecule: messenger RNA, 1400 nt
Organism: Salpingoeca rosetta
Lineage: Eukaryota; Choanoflagellata; Craspedida; Salpingoecidae
Exons: 2
Coding region: 63-1256 (397 amino acids)
Biological process (GO): transmembrane transport
Cellular component (GO): membrane
Molecular function (GO): mechanosensitive monoatomic ion channel activity
Source: RefSeq, a predicted model, not a curated record